Molecule: messenger RNA, 3876 nt
Organism: Fraxinus pennsylvanica
Lineage: Eukaryota; Viridiplantae; Streptophyta; Magnoliopsida; Lamiales; Oleaceae
Source: the annotation of a GenBank genome assembly
AUGCCAAGGAAUCGUUGGCAGAAAUCAUUUAAAUCCUUUUUCGGGAGUCACAUUGAUCCUGAGAGAGACGAGGAGCUGAAAGGAACCAAAGCAGAGGUUGAUGGCAAGGUGGAGGAGAUUUUAAAGGCUCUUAAAGAAGAAGAAGAAGGGCAUGGGAAAGGACCAGUUGCUGAUCUGGUCAAGGAUUUCUAUAAUCACUACCAAUCUCUUUAUGAUCGAUAUGAUCAUCUGACAGGAGAAUUGCUAAAAAAAGUACACGACAAACGAGGAAAUGAUGGUUCUUCGUCUUCCAGCUCAGAUUCAGACUCGGAUGAUUCUCCAAGGAAAAAGGGCCCCAAAAAUGGUAAAAUGGAAAAUGAUUUCGAGAAUAAUACAGCAAGCAUUAAGCAAGAACUCGAAAGUGCAAUUCUGCAGGUUGCAGACUUGGAGAGGAAGCUGACAGCGACAACAGAAGAAAAUGAAGCAUUAAGUUUGGAAUAUCAAAGAUCUUUGAGCAAAAUACAAGAAGCAGAGAAAAUUAUAGCAGAUUUGAAUAAAGAGAAAUUAAGACUUGUCACAGAAAAUGCUGAUCUCAGUAUGAAACUGGAGAGUGCUGGUCAGUUGAAACAAGAGAAAGAAGCACUACAGAUAGAAUUGGAAGCAUUGAAAGGGGAAUUUUCUACCUUGAAGGAGCAUCUUGAAUCAGCAGAGAAGGAAGUAACUGAGUUACAUCAGACUCAAAAGGCAACUGAAGAGGAGAAAAAUACUCUGUCUUCAAAAAUUUUGCAACUCGAGGAUAACAUAAAGAAGGCACAAAAUGAAACUCAAGAUCUGGUAACGGAAUCAAGCCAGUUAAGGGAGAAACUGCAUGAGAAAGAAAGAGAGCUUUUGACUCACUUGGAGAUGCAUGAGACCCACAAAAAUAAAACAUCAGCUCAUGUGCAUGAUUUGGAACUGGAACUUGAUGCAUCGCAUACCCAGAGAAGGGAAAUAGAGAAACAGAAAGAUGAAUUUUCUACUCUCCUGAAAAAACUUCAAGAUCAAGAGAAAGAUUCAGCAUCUCGAAUUAACAAUUUGACAGCCGAAAACUCUGAUCUGAAUAUGAAACUGGAAAGUGCUGGUAAGGUACAAGCUGAACUGAAUCAGAAACUAGAAGACAAGAAUACAGAGUGGGAUGGUUUAAUCUUGGAGAAGGAGAUGGCCAUCAAUAGCACUGAAGAGGAGAAGAAAAAUGCAGAAAUUUUGAGAACCACUGCUGAUCAAUUGAAGCAAGAGAAAGAAGCACUACAGCUAGAACUGGAAGCAUUGAAAGCGGAAUUUUCCACCUUAAAUGAGCAACUUGAAUCAGCAGAGAAGGAAGUGGUCAAGCUCCGUCAGACCCAAAAGGCAACUGAAGAGGAAAAAUACGCUCUAUCCUCAAAAAUUUUGCAACUUGAGGAUGAAAUUAAUAAGGCACAAAACGAAAUUCAAGAUCUUGUGACCGGCUCAAGCCAGUUAAAGGAGAAAUUGGAUGAGAGGGAGAAAGAGCUUUUGGCUCACUUGGAGAUGCAUGAGACCCACAAAAAUGAAAUAUCAGCUCGUGCACGGGAUUUGGAACUGGAACUCGAUUCUUCAUAUACCCAGAGAAGAGAAAUGGAGAAACAAAAAGAUGAUGAAUUUUCUGCUCUCCUGAAAAAACUUGAGGAUCAAGAGAGUGAUUCAUCAUCUCGAAUUAAUGAACUGACAGCACAGAUCAACAGUAUGCUACUUGAAGUGGAGUCUUUACGCAUCACCAAAAGCGAGUUAGAAGAACAAAUAGUAAAUAAAGACAAUGUGGCAUCAGCUCAAAUUAAAGACUUGACAAAUCAGGUCAAUGCAAAGCAGCAGGAACUGGAAUCUCUACUCAUCCAAAAAACUGAAACAGAGACACAACUCGAGAAAAGAGUACAAGAAAUUUCUGAAUUCCUAAUUCAGAUCGAAUCUAUAAAGGAGGAGCUGGCUAACAAGAACUCCGAACAACAGAGGACACUUGAGGAAAAGGAGAGUCUUGUAUUACAGGUGAAGGAUCUGGAAUUGGAGCUUAACUCAUUACGCAACAUAAAAAGUGAAUUGGAGGAGCAGCUAAGUUGCAAAAGCCAGGAAAUUUCCAAACUCCAAAUUCACAUAGAGACUUUAAACGGGGAGUUUGGAAAGAAGACUGAGGAACAACAGAAAAUACUGGAAGAGAAAGAGAAUUUUGAAUCGCAAGUAAAAGACUUGGUACUGGAGCUCAACUCUCUAAGCAACCUGAAAACUGAAUUAGAAGAGAAGCUGAAAAGCAAAAGCGAGGACUUUAUUCAGUUGCAACAAGAAACAGAAGGUCUGAAAGUUAAAACUUCAGAGAUAGAGAGGGCAUUAAAAGAGAAAGGGGAUGAACUCUUCAGAAUAAAGAAGCAAUUUGAAGAUAGAGCGAAUGAUGCGUCUGCUCAAAUAAUGGCUUUGACAGGGGAAAUAAGCAACCUGCAAGAGCAAUUGGGUCUUUUAAGAACACAGAAAAGUGAAGCAGAUUCCAUUCUGGAGAAAAGAAGUGGGGAAACAUCAGAAUUUCGACUUCAGAUAGAAAGGCUAAAAGAGGAAUUAUCAACCAAAACUAUGGAUGGACAGAGAAUACUGGAAGAAAAGGAGGGUCUGGAAAUAAAAAUUGCUGAAUUGGAGAAAAUGCUAAAAGAGAGACUCGAUGAGGUCAUUGCUCUUGAGAAAAAAACGGAGGAUGUGCAGAAUGAAGCGUCCACCCAAAUUGCUGCAUUAACAGAACAAGUUAACAAUUUGCAGCAGCAUAUAGACUCACUGCAGUUGGAUAAAAGCCAGUUGGAGGUUCUAACACAGAGAGGUAAACAAGAGUCCACGGAAAGUUUGGCUAAAGCUGAGAAUCAGAGAGCUGAAUUAGUUGAGAAGAUUGCAGACAAGGAUAGAAUGCUGAAAGAAAAGGAAGAUGCAUUUAUCAAAUUGAGCGAAGAGCACAAAAAUCUCGAGGGUGAGUUUCAAAACUGUGAGGAAAAUCUCAAAUCUGCAAAGAAAAAGAUAGAAGAGAUGACAGAACAGUUCCACAAGGAUAUAGAUACCAAAAAUCUGAAAGUUGAUGAACUGGAAGAAAACAUUGAAGACCUGAAAAGAGAUCUGGAGAUUAAAGAAGAUGAACUUUCUACUUUGGUAGAGAAUGUACGAAAUACUGAAGUUAAGCUCCGGUUAACAAAUCAAAAGCUCCGAAUCACAGAACAGUUGCUGACUGAGAAUGAAGAGGACCAGAGGAGAAAAAUAGAGAAGUUGCAGCAAGAACAAAGCGUACUUGAUGAGAGGAUUGUGUCAUUGUCUGGAACGCUUGCAACUAAUAAAGAGCGUCAAAUGAAAAUCGUGUCAGAGGUAACGGAGAGAGUAAAUGAAACUUUGACAGGAUUUGAUACAUUUAGCGUCAAGUUUGAGGAAGAUUAUGGACACUUAGAGUCUCGAAUUUAUGAAAUCGUGAAUGAGCUUAAGAUUGCAGCUAACUGGAUAAAAGAGACCACAGCUGGGAAAAACGAGCUAAAGAAGGAAAUCGCCAACUUAGUUCAGCAACUGAAAAAUGAAAAAGAACAAGAGUUGCUUUUGAGAGAGAAGGUUGGAGAACUCGAGAUAACAUUGCAGAAGGCAGAAGGUGAGAAGGAAAUUUUGAAGAAAACGGUAACAGAACGAGAAGAGAAGUUGGGAGAGCUGGAGAAAAUGGUAGAAGAAAGGGACGAAAAGAUGAAUGAGAAAGAACAGGGAUUCUUGAGCCUAAUUGAGGAGAAAAAGAUGGCCAUAAAACAACUGUGUAUUUGGAUUGAUUAUCACCGCAACCGCUAUGAUGAUCUGAAAGAAAUGAUCACAAAAUCGACUAGUGGAAGAAGGCAGAUAGCCACAUAA